This is a messenger RNA of Plasmodium vivax (malaria parasite P. vivax), 760 nucleotides long. Its product is annotated as tubulin-specific chaperone a, putative. The coding region runs from base 227 to 733 and encodes 168 amino acids. NCBI's taxonomy places the organism in Eukaryota, Apicomplexa, Aconoidasida, Haemosporida, Plasmodiidae. The record is from RefSeq and is a predicted model, not a curated record. The transcript is spliced from 2 exons. Gene Ontology annotation, cellular component: cytosol; microtubule cytoskeleton. Gene Ontology annotation, molecular function: beta-tubulin binding. Gene Ontology annotation, biological process: post-chaperonin tubulin folding pathway; tubulin complex assembly.
GUUCGCCCCCCGCAGGAACAGUAUACCCGUACCUUCCCCCCAAGAGACGACGAAUCCCAUUUUUUGGAAAAACCAUCUGCAGGUCUUUCGCCCGUCCGCCGCAUAAGCACUGAAGGGUACGCAUACAGCUGAGUACAUCCUCACCAAGUCAGUCACUCGCGUGCUUGGCACAAACGUGCAGAGGUCGCCCCAUCAGCCUACAUCGCUUCCUCCCCAAGCGGACACCAUGGAAAACACCGCUGCGCAUUUGCGGCUGCUCAAAAUAAACCACGGAGCCGUCCGCAGGCUCCUCAAGGAGCUAACCUACUACGAGAAGGAGGAGGGCGACCUGCGCGCCAAAGUGAGCUCCCUCAAGGAGCAGAACAAACCCGCCGCAGAAAUCACCCGCGCGCAGGAAAUGCUUAAAGAAACGGAGCGGGUUGUGCCCCACAUAAGGUCUUCCCUACAAGGCAGCCUAAAGAAGCUCUGCAGCCACAUCUACGAGCAUUUUUCGAGUGUACUUCUAACAGAUGAGAAGACGGUUCAGUUCUGUGCCACUCAUUCGGAGGAGACGUUGAAGGAGAUGCUCUCGACUCACUAUGAGGAGAUUUGCAAAGAAGUGGAUGCACUGAACGAGACGUUGGGGAAGGUCCUAUUGUAUAUGAAGCAGGACGCCCUCCCCGUGUGCACCCCGCCCCCCAGCGCGGCUGUUCCCCUCUCGUGCGAUGAGCCCAUCGAGUGCGUGGACAUAUAAGCGGCAUGGCGGAUGGCAACAAAUGGG